Messenger RNA from Pipistrellus nathusii (Nathusius's pipistrelle), 2601 nucleotides. NCBI's taxonomy places the organism in Eukaryota, Metazoa, Chordata, Mammalia, Chiroptera, Vespertilionidae. The record is from the annotation of a GenBank genome assembly.
AUGUCCGUGCCGAACGUGCUGGCCAAAGCCCUCUAUGACAACGUGGCCGAGUCCCCCGACGAGCUCUCCUUCCGCAAGGGCGACAUCAUGACGGUGCUGGAGCGCGACACACAGGGCCUGGACGGCUGGUGGCUCUGCUCGCUGCACGGGCGGCAAGGCAUCGUGCCCGGGAACCGCCUCAAGAUCCUGGUGGGCAUGCAGGACAAGAAGCCCGCCGGGCCCGGCCCCGGCCCCCCUGCCCCUCUGACCCCGCCCCAGCCCGGCCUCCACAACCCGGCCGCCCAGUACACGCCUAUGCUGCCCGCCACUUACCCCUCGCAGUCUGACAGUAUCUACCUGGUGCCCACCCCCAGCAAGACCCAGCAGGGGCUCUACCAAGCCCCUGGGCCCAGUCCGCAGUUCCAGUCUCCCCCGGCCAAGCAGACGUCCGCAUUCUCAAAGCAGAUGCCCCAUCACCCGUUCCCCAGCCCAGCCCCAGACCUUUACCAGGUGCCUCCAGGGCCUGGCAACUCCACCCAGGACAUUUACCAGGUGCCGCCUUCUGCUGGGAUGGGGCUGGACAUCUACCAGGUUCCUCCAUCCAUGGACGCACGCAGCUGGGAGGGGACAAAGCCACCGCCAAAGGUGGUGGUGCCCACCCGCGUGGGGCAGGGCUACGUGUUCGAGGCCUCGCAGCCGGAGCAGGACGAGUACGACAUCCCGCGCCACCUGCUGGGCCCGGCGCCCCAGGACAUCUACGACGUGCCCCCCGUGCGAGGGCUCCCCGGCCAGUACAGCCAGGAGGUGUAUGACACCCCUCCUAUGGCUGUCAAGGGUCCCAAUGGCUGGGACCCAUCGCUGGACGUGUACGACGUGCCCCCCAGCGUGGAGAAGAGCCUGCUGCCACCCAGCCACCACGCGGUGUAUGAUGUUCCCCCGUCCGUGAGCAAGGACGUCCCUGACGGCCCUCUACUGCGUGAGGAAACCUACGACGUGCCCCCCGCCUUCGCCAAGGCCAAGCCCUUCGACCCGACCCGCCACCCGCUGGUCCUCGCUGCGCCCCCCCCAGACGCGCCGCCCGCUGAGGACGUGUACGACGUGCCGCCCCCUGCUCCCGACAUCUACGACGUGCCCCCCGGCCUGCGGCGGCCCGGCCCCAGCACCCUCUACGACGUGCCCCGGGAGCGGGCCCUCCCUCCCGAGGCGGCCGACGGCAGCGCGGCCGACGAAGGCGUGUACGUGGUGCCCCCCUCCGCCGAGCGAGAGGCCCCGGCGGACGCCAAGCGCCUGUCGGCCUCCAGCACGGGCAGCACUCGCAGCAGCCAGUCGGCCUCCUCCCUGGAGGCCCCGGUGCCCGGCCGCGAGCCCCUGGAGCUGGAGGUGGCCGUGGAGGCCCUGACCCGGCUGCAGCAGGGCGUGAGCGCCACCGUCACCCGCCUCCUGGACGUGGCGGGCAGCGCUGGCCGGUGUGGGGGCUGGCGCGGCACCGCGGAGCCUCAGGAGCCCCCGGCACAGGACCUGCGGGCCGCCGUGGCCGCGGUCCAGGGGGCCGUCCACGAGCUGCUGGAGUUUGCCCGCAGCGCCGUGGGCAACUCCGCCCACACGUCCGACCGCUCGCUGAACGCCAAGCUUAGCCGGCAGCUGCAGAAGAUGGAGGACGUGUACCAGACUUUGGUGGCCCACGGCCAGGCCUUUGACAGUAGCCGAGGCGGCCCUGGGGCCACUUCGGAAGACCUGGACCGCCUGGUGGCCUGCUCACGGGCUGUGCCCGAGGAUGCCAAGCAGCUGGCUUCCUUCCUGCACGGCAACGCCUCGCUGCUCUUCAGACGGACCAAGGCCCCUGCCUCAGGGCCCGAGGGGGGCGGCUCCCUGCACCCCAACCCCACCGACAAGGCCAGCAGCAUCCAGUCCCGGCCCCUGCCCUCGCCCCCCAAGUUCACCUCCCAGGACUCGCCGGAUGGGCAGUACGAGAACAGUGAGAGCGGCUGGAUGGAAGAUUACGACUAUGUCCACCUGCAGGGGAAGGAAGAGUUUGAGAAGACUCAGAAGGAGCUGCUGGAAAAGGGCAACAUCAUGCGGCAGGGGAAGGGCCAGCUGGAGCUGCAGCAGCUGAAGCAGUUUGAGCGGCUGGAGCAGGAGGUGUCCCGGCCCAUCGACCACGACCUGGCCAGCUGGACGUCGGCCCAGGCCCCGGCCCCGGGGCGGCCGGGCGGCCUGGGGCCCUCGGACCGGCAGCUGCUGCUCUUCUACCUGGAGCAGUGCGAGGCCAACCUGAGCACGCUCACCGACGCGGUGGACGCCUUCUUCGCCGCCGUGGCCGCCAACCAGCCGCCCAGGAUCUUCGUGGCCCACAGCAAGUUCGUCAUCCUCAGCGCCCACAAGCUGGUGUUCAUCGGGGACACGCUGUCGCGGCAGGCCAAGGCGGCCGACGUCCGCAGCCAGGUGACCCACUACAGCAACCUGCUGUGCGACCUCCUGCGCGGCAUCGUGGCCACCACCAAAGCCGCCGCCCUGCAGUACCCGUCGCCCGCCGCCGCCCAGGACAUGGUGGACAGGGUCAAGGAGCUGGGCCACAGCACCCAGCAGUUCCGCCGGGUCCUGGGCCAGCUGGCCGCUGCCUGA